Kluyveromyces marxianus DMKU3-1042 is the source of this 1482-nucleotide messenger RNA. RefSeq names its product Mss1p (gene MSS1). Gene Ontology annotation, molecular function: protein binding; GTPase activity; GTP binding. Gene Ontology annotation, biological process: tRNA methylation; tRNA wobble uridine modification. The record is from RefSeq and is a predicted model, not a curated record. Lineage: Eukaryota; Fungi; Ascomycota; Saccharomycetes; Saccharomycetales; Saccharomycetaceae. Gene Ontology annotation, cellular component: mitochondrion; cytoplasm. The transcript has a single exon. The coding region runs from base 1 to 1482 and encodes 493 amino acids.
AUGGGCUGUUGUAGACUGCUUUCUAAACCGGUAUGCAUGCCGUUAUGGAGACGUCAAUAUAGUGUCCCCGCAACUUAUUUCCACCCCACCGUAUAUGCAUUGUCUACACCGUCCAACCAGCAUUCUGCCAUAGCAAUACUGAGAAUAUCUGGGACCCAUUCAAAGUAUAUUCUUGAACAACUAGCGCCUGGAAAACAUGUCCUACCUAGGAAGCCGAUGCUUAGAACGUUAAGUGACCCGAAGACCUCUACAUUUAUAGACGAAGCACUCGUGCUAUACUUUCCGCAACCCAAGACUUUCACUGGAGAAGAGCUUGUUGAGUUGCAUCUACACGGAGGGAAAGCGAUCAUAAAGGCAGCGUUGAAGAGCAUACAGGAAUUGAGAUCAGAGGAAAGAGAUAUUCGAAUGGCAAUGCCUGGUGAAUUUAGUCGUCGAGCUUUCCAAAAUGGGAAGAUGGAUUUAUUGAAAUUAGAGAGCAUAAACAAAAUGAUACAUUCUGAUACAGAGAUCCAGAGGCUUUCAGCACUACACUCAGACGAGAUUCUGCUUAAAUUUCAGAGAUGGAGACAAGAGAUUAUAGAUCAGAUGGCCAAAUUAACAGCAAUCAUCGAUUUCGGCGAAGAUAUCGAAUCGGAGGACAUUGAAGCAAUUAUAAAAGCAGUAAAUGACAAACUAUUGACACUACAUACCCAAAUCACUCGUUUUGUGACAAAAUUAGAUCGGAUGUCAGUGUUGAAUGAUGGUAUCAAACUUACGUUAUUGGGUGAGCCGAACUCCGGGAAGUCAUCCCUAAUAAAUGAGAUAUCUCAUGAUGAAGUAGCAAUUGUCAGCAACAUCCCUGGUACCACAAGGGAUUCCAUAGACGUAGUUAUGGAUAUCAAUGGCUUCAAAUGUAUCUUAACGGACACUGCUGGGAUUAGACAAGGUACAUCGGAUGCAAUAGAAAUUAAGGGAAUUGACAGAUCCAAGAAAAAGAGUUUGGAAAGUAACCUUGUUGUAUUGGUUAUCGAUGCUUCAAAGCCAAAUAUAGAUGAACAAUUCUUCGAUUUUAUCAACAAUCAGUUAGCGGAAAAACCUUUGGUUGUUGUUUUGAAUAAAUCUGAUUUAAUUACAAGCGAUCAAUUGGCGCAGUUGAAAGCUAAUUUUGAGGCAAAAUUAAACGCCCUGAAAGUCCAUACAGUUUCUUGUUUGACAAAGCAAGGCUUGGAUUCGCUAGUUGAGACACUUACCGAUAAUUUCAAGCACAUUUCGGCAACAGAAGACGAGGACCCUAUAGCAGUGUCAGACCGUGUCAAAGAGAUUCUUCAGACAGAUCUCUUGUACGGCUUGGACCAGUUUUUUGAACACAAAGAUCAAGAUAUUCUAAUAGCAUGUGAAGCCCUAAGGAUUGCAUCUGAUGGGAUUGGUAAGAUAACAGGAGAGAAUAUAGAUGUCGAAGAAGUCCUAGACGUUGUGUUCUCAAAGUUUUGCAUCGGUAAGUAG